AUGGCUUUAACUCAAUCUGCACGACUGCCAGGUCCAUCCUGGGACGAAGAGGUCGUGCCUGCUCUACGGAAACGGCUAGAGAGCGAGAGCAGAACACUGGCGCGACGAAUGUCCGCUAUUUCCCUAUCAUCGGUAGACGAACCCGCACCGCUAAGCUACACUGCUUUUGCGGACAAUUCAUUGCGUUCAAAUCAACCUCCAGCUCGUUCGAAUACUCUCCAAUCAUCUGGCGGUCAAAGACAACAGGCAGCUUAUCAACAACCACCAGCACCGGAUCGUACGAUGACUACUGUAACCUCUCGCAAUAAUGGCACGGCUAAUACAAGCGUACAAGUACCAAUUCAACAACGAGCGCGAACGUAUUCAUCACCCUACGCCUCUAAUCCCAACGGACACCCAAAUGGAACGACUCGGCCCAAAUUAAAUACAACCAAAACGGCUGAUGGUUCUCGUUCGCUUUCUCCCCGACCUGUUGACGUGAAGCCCACGCGGAUACCCAAGGCAUCUCGUCCACCGCAAGUUGCGGGAGCUUCUUCCACCUCCAACUCGCCAUAUACGAAUGGAUUCAGUCACAGCACACCUGUCACACCAGAAAUACCUUAUCAACUACCUCCAGAACAUCGGGCAUACGGAACAACCCAAAGAGACCUUGUGCCAUCAUCAUCAACCAGGUCGACGAUUGAGCUGCCUGCGCGAGGAAAAUACCACCAAUCUCCUGGGCUUAUGCAGGAAUCCCCGCCCUUUCCAACCGAAUCAACAAUGUCUUCCGGUUUCGAUCAGGAUCCUCCGCGUCCCUCAAUUGACUCGGAGGAACGACCAUAUGAGCACUGGUAUCGUGGGGAGGUGUCAAGAAAUGGAGGUGUGGGUGAGCUGCGAGUUGGGAGAAGGCAAGAAAUGCUGGAUAUCGCUAAUUAUGGACAUCUGAUUGGAAAUAAGAAAGCGACAAGUCGAGUACCUCCGGUUCAGGCAGUGGAAAACAGUGUUCGACAUCGAAAACGGGCAGGAAGUAUUGCAGGGAUUACAAACAAAGAGAGGGAAAGAGGAAGCGUAUAUCUCGACGACGAGCAUGCCGACGAGGUUGGCCGGGUGCUUGAUGAGCAUCCUUUGACUGACCUGGAUGGAGAAGAGUCGGACAUUAACUCAAUAACAGACCGGAAUGCGGUGGCUUAUGCUUACCUGCCUGAAGAUGCUGACACCAUGCCGUCGGAGGAGUGGACGCAAACAGCUGGUGCGCACGAGUUGCGCAGUACAACUCCAACACCCAGUAUGAUACCUCGGUCAUCCUCCCGACAAAACCAAAACUAUCCUCCGAGUCGAAUACCAGGGCCAUCUUCGCGGCGUUCGUCAGAGUCUCGUUCAACCGUGACGACGCCUCCCGCUCAGAAUGGUCUGAGUCGCUCCACAGACAUUAAUUCGACCUCGACAUCUUCCAUCACUACACCUUCACCAUCCGUUUCUACCUCAUCACCAAAUCAGAGGCAACAAACGUAUGCAAACCAUACAGUGCCAUCUGCAACGCAAAAGCGGGGCAUGUCACCCGCGUCAAAAACAAAGACAUCACGGACGGCUGCUGGUAAGGCUACCAGGGCACGAUUAUUAAGUCAGAGGGAGAGAGAGAAAGAGGAGAAGGAGAACCGGGAAAGUAUAGCCCAAUAUCCUACACCAGGCGAUGAAGGAGAAGAUAUGGCUGACGCCAUUCCGUCAUGGACGCAACCUGUGCCAAAGACAGGCAACUGGGACGAGGUUGUGUUGCCUGUAGUUGCUCGAAAGAAGGGUUUGGAUGGAUAUUACGAAAAUGCCAACGGUAGCCCGCAACCAAAGAAGAAAGGCGAUGCGGUAGAACCUGCUCCAGGUACCUUUGGAUUCGACCAUUCCAAAUACCGUCCUCCGCGUGAUUUCGAGUCAAUACCCAUGGAUGAAUUCGGACGUCCUGCAGAACAGCCCACAGAUGGAAAGGAGCCUGAGGUUGCUCAAGCUGAAAAACCUAUUGACGAGAAACCAUCCCCGCAUGAUGAAACACGUCUUCCCGUGCGGCAGCCUCCACCCCAAUCACCCGUGCCAUUUGCGCAGUAUGCUCCAACAAACGCACAGACUACUCGUCUAAAGGUCAGCGAUCCGGAAGCUCAACUACCUCCUCAGCAGCAACAGCAUCAAAUGGAGGAUGAUGACAAAGAUGCUGGGUGCUGCAAGUGCAUUAUUAUGUGA
Psilocybe cubensis is the source of this 2205-nucleotide messenger RNA. RefSeq lists its product as uncharacterized. The transcript is spliced from 4 exons. The coding region runs from base 1 to 2205 and encodes 734 amino acids. The record is from RefSeq and is a predicted model, not a curated record. NCBI's taxonomy places the organism in Eukaryota, Fungi, Basidiomycota, Agaricomycetes, Agaricales, Agrocybaceae.